AAAUAAACCAUGGGGAAGAAAAUCUUGGAUAAGAAACAACAAGAAGUUGGGAAGGACAAGAACUUGCCUGAUAAAGGCUUCACAAAAAGGUUAUCUGCAUUAAAGUUUAAUAAUUUCAACCAGAAGAUUGACAAGGAAAAGAGCAAUCCCAGAUGGGAACCAGUCUUCAUCUCUAAAAGAAAGCUUGGCAUUAGUAAUCUAAAUCAAGUACGGCAGAAAUUAAAGGCAAACCCUUCUUGGAUGGAUACAUUCAAGAUUUCGAAUAGAAACUGGGCAAAUUGAGGUUGCAUUUCUCGAGUUUACAGGAGUUUUAAAUAAAUUCAUUGUCUGCAGAAGGAGGAAUGGAGAUAAAAACAAAGGUUGGGGUCUCAACGUCUCCUUCAAAAGUCCGCUAAUAAGCAACCUCUACUCUAUUGAGUAUAACAGAAGAGAUUCAAGGGAGAUUAAUAUGCUAAAGGAAAAUAAUUUGCAGGUCGAGAACAAGUGCAAAGAAAUCCAGGAGAAUAGCGAAAAAUUUAAAUAUACUCCUAAAAUUACAAGUUAUGAUAGAAGCGAAGAGGAUAAAGACCAAAUAGAGCUUCAAAAGGCUAUGAGUGAUAGUGAUAUUAAAAUUGGGUCAAUGAAGAAGGAGCAUAGGGAGAAAAGAACAAUCUCUGUUCCUAUUGAUCACAAUAGUUACAGUCAAUUAGGAUGUACUCCUUCUCUAAUAAAUCAACAUGAGCAAUUCUGAACACGACAAUCAGAAGAGAUAGAGGAAAAAUCAUAUCAUAGCAAUAGAAAUGGGAAAGUAGAGGGUGAAGAUUUUUCAGUAGAAUCUCCAUAUUUUCCAACACAAAUGGAGAAAAGUUUCCCUGCUCAAAAGCAUAGCCGUAGUAGAAAGUCUUGAAAGAAGCCAAGACCCAAGAAGGAUUAUAGCAAUCCCGAUUAUUUAAGAUAUAAGAUGAAGAAGUACCUCGAGCAGCAGAAGCACAAUAGGAAGCAUAAUACACAUAGAAGUGAGGAAGAGCUUGAAAUUAUGUCCCUGCUAUUUCUUGAGAAAUCCUUAAAGGAAGUUCUGGAUUAAA
Molecule: messenger RNA, 1064 nt
Organism: Moneuplotes crassus
Lineage: Eukaryota; Ciliophora; Spirotrichea; Euplotida; Euplotidae
Source: the annotation of a GenBank genome assembly